Molecule: messenger RNA, 402 nt
Organism: Nicotiana tabacum (common tobacco)
Lineage: Eukaryota; Viridiplantae; Streptophyta; Magnoliopsida; Solanales; Solanaceae
Source: RefSeq, a predicted model, not a curated record
AUGGCAGCUUACUUCCAUAAACUCUUGAAUGAAGAGGGAUAUAGGAGCAUUAUGUUGGGUGAUUUGGAGUACUCGGAACGGCAUCGUGAUUUUGGGUACUGUAGACGCAUAAGAGUGGGGGAGGUCAAAGGGGCUAUGCGCAGAAUGAGUAGGGUUAGAGCGACUAGGCCAGACAAGAUCCUUGUUGAAUUCUGGAAGAGCAUGAGUAAGGCAGACUUGGAAUGGCUCUUUGGGUUGUUUAACGUCAUUUUUAGGAUGAUGAAGAUGCUUGAGAAGUGGAUGAGGAGUAUGAUGAUUCCGUUGUAUAAUAACAAGGGAGAUAUCCAAAACUAUAACAACUAUGGGUGUAUCAAGUUGCUAAGCCAUACGAUGAAAGUUAGAGAGAGGGUGAUAGAAGCCUAA